This is a messenger RNA of Myxocyprinus asiaticus (Chinese sucker), 2917 nucleotides long. Its product is annotated as serine/threonine-protein kinase PAK 1-like. Gene Ontology annotation, cellular component: cytoplasm. Lineage: Eukaryota; Metazoa; Chordata; Actinopteri; Cypriniformes; Catostomidae. Gene Ontology annotation, biological process: protein phosphorylation; regulation of axonogenesis; regulation of actin cytoskeleton organization. Gene Ontology annotation, molecular function: ATP binding; protein serine/threonine kinase activity. The transcript is spliced from 15 exons. Bases 238 to 1908 code for a protein of 556 amino acids. The record is from RefSeq and is a predicted model, not a curated record.
GCGUGUCGUGGAGCCGCAGUCUCGUUCACGGGGAUCUUGCGUGACUCGGCGAGUCGGAGACGCUCUGGCGUGGGGCGCGUGUCUGGCUGCCUAUUGAUGAAAGAAAUCACACGGCAGUGUGUAUGGCUUUAUCAGCAGGAAUUUCUCUCAUCAUAGUGAUCAUUUCACUAAUUUUGUUGGUCUGAUAUCAAGUCACCACCUGAUCUGUAGAAGAUUUAGCCACGACCACAGCUGAAGAUGUCAGACAAUGGGGAAGUAGAAGACAAGCCACCAGCUCCGCCUAUGAGAAACACCAGCACCAUGAUUGGCUCGUCGAGUAAAGACUCAGGCACCCUCAACCACGGCUCUAAACCAUUACCGCCCAACCCAGAGGACAAGAGACGAAAAGAAGGAUUUAUUCGAUCAAUACUCACAGGAGGAGGAGACAAGACCAAUAAGAAGAAGGAGCGUCCAGAGAUUUCUCUACCGUCGGACUUCGAGCACACCAUCCAUGUUGGCUUUGAUGCAGUCACUGGAGAGUUUACAGGAAUGCCUGAGCAGUGGGGACGGUUACUACAGACGUCAAACAUCACCAAACUGGAGCAGAAGAAAAAUCCGCAGGCGGUGCUUGAUGUGCUUAAAUUCUACGACUCUAAAGAAACGGUCAACAGCCAGAAAUACAUGAGCUUUACAGAUAAAGGUGCAGAUAACUACAGCUCUUCCAAUGCAGUGAACUCCAAGACCGUUUGCGAGACCCCUGCUGUGGCAACCGUCACUGAGGAUGAUGAUGAGGAUGAAGCCACGCCCCCACCUAUGAUCGCUCCCCGCCCUGAGCACACCAAAUCUAUUUACACGCGUUCUGUGAUCGAACCACUUCCUCCGCCGCCCUCUACCAAAGAUGCCGCCACAUCACCCAUCACCAACACGGCCACUGAUGGUGGCAGCCCAACACCGACACCCUCGACCACUUCCAACGCCACCACUGCCACCCCAUCCACUCCAAACAGCACUGACAAGACACGCAAGAAGAAGAUGACCGACGAGGAGAUACUUGAGAAACUGCGAAGUAUAGUCAGCGUGGGUGACCCCAAGAAGAAAUACACACGUUUUGAGAAGAUCGGCCAAGGAGCAUCUGGAACAGUCUACACAGCCAUAGACAUCGCCACAGGACAAGAGGUGGCCAUCAAACAAAUGAAUCUUCAGCAGCAGCCCAAGAAAGAGUUGAUCAUUAAUGAAAUCUUAGUCAUGAGGGAAAACAAGAACCCCAACAUCGUCAAUUACCUGGACAGUUACCUGGUGGGGGACGAGCUGUGGGUGGUGAUGGAGUAUCUCGCGGGAGGCUCCCUAACAGACGUGGUCACGGAAACGUGUAUGGAUGAAGCGCAGAUAGCCGCCGUCUGUCGAGAAUGUCUACAGGCCCUGGAGUUUCUGCACUCAAAUCAGGUUAUUCACAGAGAUAUCAAGAGUGAUAAUAUUCUCUUGGGCAUGGACGGUUCUGUCAAACUGACUGAUUUCGGCUUCUGCGCUCAGAUCACUCCUGAACAGAGCAAGCGGAGCACCAUGGUGGGAACGCCCUACUGGAUGGCGCCCGAGGUGGUGACACGCAAAGCCUAUGGGCCCAAAGUGGACAUCUGGUCCCUGGGCAUCAUGGCUAUUGAGAUGGUAGAGGGCGAGCCACCGUACCUCAACGAAAACCCUCUGAGGGCUCUGUAUCUCAUCGCCACCAAUGGAACGCCAGAGCUGCAGAAUCCUGAGAAACUUUCCUCUGUGUUCCGAGACUUCUUAAAUCGCUGUCUGGAGAUGGAUGUGGAGAAGAGAGGCUCAGCCAAAGAGCUUUUACAGCACCAGUUUCUAAAAGUGGCCAAGCCUUUGUCCAGCCUCACGCCACUGAUCAUAGCGGCUAAAGAGGCAGCAAAGAACAACCGCUAGCCUCCUGGGUGGACCCCAGCCCCACCUCUCCUCUGUUCCACCCCCCAGAGCGCCCCAUCAUCCGUCUCUUGUGGACGAGGGUUCACCCAACCCUCACCACCUAGUUCUACUGUUAGGGUCCGAGGGGUGUCUGCGGUCACAGAGGUCACCAAAGAGCCUCUGAAUGAUGACAUCACUGGAAUUUAAGUACUGAUGGGUCCCAGUGCGUCAGGCCCACAGGACUAUGGGGUUUUUACACCUCUGUUUCACUGGCGAAAGUGGACCAUCCAAUCGCUGACUCUUUCUAGGUCUUUCUGUCCUUUUUUUUUCUUUUCGUUUGCUUGUGUUUAAUGCCUGUUGAAUGGUGAAAACGUUGUGUUUUCAUGUCUGCUAUUGAAAGUGGAUUUUGUUUAGGUUUUUUUAAUUUUACAACUUUUUAAUAAUGUAUUGUGUGUGAAUAUGUUGGGUCACUGAACAAAAAGCCACAAAAUGGAGAAUAAAUCGGGUAUGGAAGAGUACACUUUUUUGAAAUUGGAAAAAUAAGGAUCUGUAAAAAAACUAUUGAUGAUACUUUUGAUAAAGGUACUAUAAAGGAUGCCUAUGCAUGAAAAGGUGAAAAAUAGUGCAGAUAAUAAAAACAAACUCUGAGGUCCAUCCUGUCCCAUAAAUCUACCGUGAUGAACUUCACCGGAUUCUUGGCAGUACAAUGAUUUGUGUUGUCAAAAAUAUUAACAUGAAUGAAAUUGAAGAAGCGUUUAAACAAAGUUCUUUUUUUCUGCUACGUUAAUGUACCCUUUGGCCUUAAACUGUGACACGAAUAGUACUAUGUUAUGAGAAUGGCACAAUCCACAGAGAUGCAAUUUGUCUUUAUUUAUUUAUUUAUUUUCAAUUUGUCUAAUGGGAUUCCUUGAGAAAAAAAUCUUUCCAGUAAGCAAUCUUAAUCUGUCUAUGCGAGCCAUAAACUGUUUAUAAGGCCUUUUGUGAAUCGAAAUUCUUCAUUGAAACAGUACAAAUAAACUUCAGAAUUCGU